CCCGUAUAUGUAUUUUUGAAAUUUAAAAAUCGCGUGACGGCGCAUUCUCGUCCCAUCGACAAAUGUUCCCAACGAGGGUUCAACACUGCAGUUAUCUAUGUGCUUCUCCGGACGAUUCCUACACACCGAUUUGUCCUAGUUUGCAGAUGACGUUAUUCGCCCGUCGAUUUUCGGUACUGUGAUUAUACCUGAAAUCAGUGCGAAUUGUUUUAACGCCGCAGUUUCGACGCUGUUUGUGUGAAUUUCUGUGACCGUUUCUAGGACUCUUGAUACCAAGACGUAAUAACUUGUAAUACGUUUUGUUUAUUUUAUUUAUUUAUUUUUUAUAUUCAAUCUUUGGUGCAGUUUAAAGAUAAUUUGUAUCGGAAAAUAGGGGAGAAAACGAAUUUUGCACGCCCUUCGGCAUUCUUGCCGCAGCCGUCGCCGCUGCCGCUGCUGCCGUUUCUUCUGAUUCUUCUCUUGCUCUCUGCUGGGGAUAAAUCCGGUCGUUUAACCGCAGAUUUCAUUCGGUUAACGCAAAGCUAGUCGAGACAUGGAUUGGAUCCUAGGGAUUAUCCUCGUCGCGGCAAUCAUCCUCUCCGUUCCAUCCAAAAUCGAGGCUCUGAGAAUGAUGGAGCUACUGAUACCGAAGCACGUUGUGCGGGGGCAAAACGUUAAACUCGAGUGCAACUUUGAGCUGGACAAGGAAACGCUUUAUUCGGUAAAAUGGUACAAAGAUGGUAACGAGUUUUACCGAUACGUCCCGAAGGAAAUGCCGCCCGUUAUCAACUUCUUACUGCCCGGCGUAACGGUCGACAUUCACAAUUCCACCGAAAGAUCGGUCGUACUCCAAAAGGUCACGCUGAUGAGCUCGGGUCGGUACAGAUGCGAAGUUUCCGCGGAAGCUCCCUCGUUCACAACAGUUUCCGAUCACGCGGACAUGUUGGUUAUCGCUCUACCAGAAGAAGGACCAGUGAUUACAGGAAGGCCUGGACGGCAACGAUUCCGAGUCGGAGACGUUGUCCGUUUCAAUUGCACUUCGUCGAAAUCAAAGCCGCCAGCAAUAUUGAGUUGGUUUAUUAACGGAGAGCCGGUCAAAGCUCAAUACCUGAGAGGCCCGCACAUUACGGGAGUUGAUCACGAGGGGUUGGAAACCCCAGUUUUGGGUCUGGAGUUUCGUUUGCAGACGAAUCACUUCAAGCGUGGCGACAUGAAGAUUAAAUGUCUCGCGACGAUAGCUACCGUGUACUGGAAAUCGAACGAGCAGAGCAUCGAGGGUGAUAAACCGGUCAAAGCACCGGCCAUGGAAAGUCGCGAGACCAGAGCCCAAGGGCACACUCAUGCCGAGCACAUAUUGGCGAGCAGUGGUCGAACGACUAUCGAAUCUUGUCUGGUACUCGUGACAGCAGCGUUAAUUUUACUGCGAUAAAAAGAUACCUUGAACACACACACACAUGCAUACGCCUGCCUCUUCCAAAAAAGCAGCUCAUCAUUUUCGACUUCGUUUGACGAAUUUUCUUCACGACGAAGACGGAGAAAAGAUAAGGAAAGCAAACCAUAGAGACAUAUCUCUAUGAAGCAAACGCGCAUUAUUAUAUUAUACAUACUUACAUAUGUAUAUUGGAAAAGUAAUAAUUAUGUCAUUGAUAUUUUUUUAUAUAUUAUUAUUAUCACGAUUACUAUUAUCACUAUUGUUAUUAUUAUUUCUUUUUUUAUUAUUAUAAAAAAUAUCUCAAUAGAAUAUCGUAUAUUAUAUGAUGCAUAUUUGUAAUACUUUUUAUAUGUAAAUAUACAUAUAGAGAUACAUAUUAUAUAUAUAUUAUAUAUAUAUACACAUAUAUGUAUAAUAUACAAUAACGUAUGCGAAAAUAGUUAUCAGGGCCUAAUCAUUUAGGUAUAUCGAUUAUAUAUUUAACGUACUGGAGUUGUUGCAUUGCUAUAUUCGUAAUAAUUGCAUUGUUUAGAUAAUUUUUAUUGUGUAGAUUCACAAGAAGGAACUCGCGUUUUUCACGAACAGGAAUUCGGAAAAAUCUAAGGAAUAAAGAAAAAAAUGAACUAAUCGGGCAGUCUAUUUAUUGACUUGUUUGAAAAGAACGUGAAUGGUAUAAAGAAUUUUACGCUUCUGUUCUAUAACAUAACAAUGAAAUGACUCCACUGCAACUAUUGCCGUCACAUCAGACGUGAUAAAGAGUUUAGGUACGAAUAUUUCGCAUAAACUUAUAUGUAAACUUUGUUUUAAUCAUUUUUAAAAGUCUUUCUACUGAACAGAGUCUGCAAUUUCUUAUUGCAUGAUAUGAGAAUUUUCGGGUUGCGAUAUGUACGUAGCAGUAAAUUCUUUUACUUUGAAGUAAGAACGAUUUCUACUAUCAAUUCACUAUUUCAAAUUUUAUAACUGAUCUUGGUAGAAAGAGAAUAUAUUUUUAGUAUAUCGUAUAAAAAAUGAUUAAUGUUCGCAAACACUGUCCAUAAAAAAUGGCUUAUUAUUAUUUUUUAGAUAUUGUAAAACUCUACAUAUACGGGUGGUGGAAAUUAAUGACGAUGACUUCUUUUUUUCGGUUGUCCCCGAUCACUUGUCAUUCAUCAAGGAUAGUUUGCUUAUUGGUUAUUGUAUACUUCUCAAAGACUAUAUUUUGAUUUUUAAUAACUUCUGUAUAGCCUUUACUAAUCUAGUCGGUACUUAGUAAUCAUCAAAUAAUAUUGUAUUACAUUGAUAUUCUAAAGAAGAAAAC
Messenger RNA from Neodiprion virginianus, 2708 nucleotides. RefSeq lists its product as uncharacterized. NCBI's taxonomy places the organism in Eukaryota, Metazoa, Arthropoda, Insecta, Hymenoptera, Diprionidae. The record is from RefSeq and is a predicted model, not a curated record. The transcript has 6 exons. Bases 533 to 1408 code for a protein of 291 amino acids.